Messenger RNA from Colletotrichum lupini, 777 nucleotides. RefSeq lists its product as uncharacterized. Bases 1 to 777 code for a protein of 258 amino acids. The transcript has a single exon. The record is from RefSeq and is a predicted model, not a curated record. Lineage: Eukaryota; Fungi; Ascomycota; Sordariomycetes; Glomerellales; Glomerellaceae.
AUGCAUCCCCUCUCCCAUCUCAUCCUCUCCCUCAUCCUCCUCGCAACCUCAACAGCAGCCCUCCCAGCAACACCAGCAACACCCACAACCCCACCACCAACAUCAACAUCCUCACCAGACACACAACAACCUCCAAUCCAGCCCUUCCUCCCCACCACCGGCGCGGCCCUCCUCCCAACAGGCAUCCCCGCCUCUCCACGCCCGAACCCGAACCAGCCUCAAUCACAAUCACCAGCACCAUCACCAAUCUACACAACCCUCACCCCCAAAUUCCCCCCCUCAAACUCGUCCUCCCCCUUCCCAUCAGGGCACCACAACUCCACAUCGCCCUGCGCAUCAGGCCGACCCCUCCGCCUAGGCCCAGCCCGCCUCCACAAGAAACCUCACACCCAAACCUCCUUACCAUCGUCCCCUCCGCAGCCAACAAACACACCUCAAACCGCAAUUCCCGCCGAAGCUACCGCAGCCGCAGGCAUCGCCGCCGCCGUAGCAGCAGCACUAGAAAAGCCCACAGACUCCGGCCCCCGAAACUACGCCUCCCUCAUCCCCCCGGCGCCCGGCGUGACCCCCCGUCCGGAGCCGAACCUCGCCGAAAUGGGAUACUACCAGACGACGUACUACUCCUGCGCGACCCAAGGCACCUCGACCCACUGCGGCUGGCACAGACCCAUCAUGGUCGCGCCCGCGAACAACGCUGGCGCUGCCGUCGUGGACCGCAAAGCCGGCGUCGGGGCGUUGGUCGUCGCCUUCGUCGUCGGUGUCUUCGUGGGCAGAUGA